UUACUUUGUGUCGCGCAUAGGUGUUAUAUGGUAAAGAUCGCAAGAACUCAAGCUAAGGAACAAUGCAGAAAGAGAAUUAGAAACUAUUUCUAAAACUGCUGCCAACCAUGAGACGAGGUAAUAAAUAAAUAAAAUUUGGGCGGCCAAGCCAAGCCAUAUAUGCGGCAGAGUCGAACUCUCGGGUGAAAAGAGACGGUCGCAGGUGGAACGCAAUUAGGCUAGAGGUGCUUCUCGGUAAUUCAUAAGUUUUACUCACACCAAACCAAUUUGGUAGACAAAGGGACUAGGGUUACUUGGAUGUAUAGCUUUUUGGAAAGUUUUUUUUUUUUGCCAAAAUCAUGUGGUAGUAUUAAUAUUUUUCCAUGUAUGAUUUAAAUAAAGACUGUGAAUAUGAAAUAGUGUACUAGUAUGAAAAGAAAUUCAGGUAAGUUAGUUUGUUUUUUUAAUCUCG
This is a messenger RNA of Arabidopsis thaliana (thale cress), 451 nucleotides long. RefSeq lists its product as uncharacterized. The transcript has 2 exons. The record is from RefSeq and is marked reviewed. NCBI's taxonomy places the organism in Eukaryota, Viridiplantae, Streptophyta, Magnoliopsida, Brassicales, Brassicaceae. Bases 28 to 93 code for a protein of 21 amino acids.